This is a messenger RNA of Esox lucius (northern pike), 970 nucleotides long. RefSeq names its product transmembrane and coiled-coil domains 1 (gene tmco1). Gene Ontology annotation, cellular component: cytoplasm; endoplasmic reticulum membrane; endoplasmic reticulum. The record is from RefSeq and is a predicted model, not a curated record. Gene Ontology annotation, molecular function: calcium channel activity. Gene Ontology annotation, biological process: endoplasmic reticulum calcium ion homeostasis. The coding region runs from base 122 to 688 and encodes 188 amino acids. NCBI's taxonomy places the organism in Eukaryota, Metazoa, Chordata, Actinopteri, Esociformes, Esocidae. The transcript has 7 exons.
CGUUAUAGUUUGCGCAUGCGCUAUUUAGUCAUAGUCUGUCCUCGAAUAUAGCCACGGUUUUCUGACCGAUUACUGUCUCAAUCAGUAUUAUUGCGACGUGUUCGUGAUAAGACCUACGAAAAUGACAACUAUGUUUGCAGACACUAUUCUAAUUGUGUUCAUCUCUGUUUGCACAGCCUUGUUAGCCGAGGGCAUUACAUGGGUGCUGGUGUAUCGUACUGCUAAGUACAAGAGUUUGAAGGCUGAGGUUGAAAAGCAAAGCAAGAAAUUGGAGAAGAAAAAGGAAACCAUCACAGAAUCAGCAGGACGCCAACAAAAGAAAAAGAUCGAGAGACAAGAGGAGAAACUGAAGAACAACAACAGAGAUCUAUCCAUGGUGCGAAUGAAGUCUAUGUUCGCCAUUGGAUUCUGUUUUACAGCAUUGAUGGGAAUGUUCAAUUCCAUCUUUGAUGGAAGAGUUGUGGCCAAGCUGCCAUUUGUCCCAUUGUCCUACAUUCAGGGCUUGUCUCAUCGCAACCUUUUGGGCGAUGACUUCACUGACUGCUCUUUCAUCUUCCUGUACAUUCUUUGCACCAUGUCCAUCAGACAGAACAUCCAGAAGAUGCUGGGUCUUGCCCCUUCCAGAGCUGCCACCAAGCAGGCUGGAGGGUUCUUGGGACCUCCUCCCCAGGCAGCUAAGUUCUCUUAAGAACCAAGGACAUGAGUGGACAUUACACUGAUCUUUUUCUACCAAGUGACUGGCUGACCACAGAUGAGAGGUCUGCCCUCAGCCGUAUACAGAGAAUGACACAACGAUGUACUCAAGCAUGCUUUGAAUAACAUCCACAGCUACUGUGUCUUUAAUUCACUACCUGUAUCCCCUGCAUCAUUGAAGUUCCUGCUGUACAUGAUUUGACUAUAAUUCAUGUUCUUGUUUAUUUAAGUUUUAGAUUGAUUUGUUCAAAGAAAUAAAAUAAACUUUCAUUCAGUG